Messenger RNA from Phasianus colchicus (ring-necked pheasant), 2877 nucleotides. RefSeq names its product DnaJ heat shock protein family (Hsp40) member C9 (gene DNAJC9). Gene Ontology annotation, cellular component: nucleus; cytoplasm. The record is from RefSeq and is a predicted model, not a curated record. NCBI's taxonomy places the organism in Eukaryota, Metazoa, Chordata, Aves, Galliformes, Phasianidae. Gene Ontology annotation, molecular function: heat shock protein binding.
CCUUCAGAGCCGCCUGCCCCGCCUCGCGCAUGCGCCGUGCCGCGGGGCGGUUGGCGGGUAGCGGGCGGGAUGGGGCUGCUGCAGGACUGCCAGGCCGCCUUCGGCGCCGCCGACCUGUACGGCGCGCUGGGCGUCCGCCGGGAGGCUUCGCCUGAGGAGAUCCGCCGCGCCUAUCACCGCGCCUCGCUCCGCGUCCACCCCGACCGGGCCGAGCCCGAAGCUAAGGAGGAGGCGACGCGGCGCUUCCAGAUCCUGGGCAAAGCCUACGCUGUGCUGAGCGAUGCGGAGCAGCGCGCCGUGUACGACGAGCAGGGCACGGUGGAUGAGGAGGGCGAGGCGCUGCGGGCCGAGCGGGACUGGCAGGAAUACUGGAGGCUGCUCUUCAAGAAGAUCACCGUCAAAGAUAUUCAAGACUUUGAGAAGAAUUACAAAGAUUCAGAGCAGGAGCUGGCGGAUAUUAAAUCGGCCUACGUGGAUUUUGAGGGUGACAUGGACAGAAUAAUGGAGUCGGUGCUGUGUGUGGACUACACGGAUGAGCCGAGAGUGAGGAAGAUCAUAGAAAGAGCCAUUGAUGCUGGAGAACUCCCGUCCUACAAAGCUUUUGUGAAGGAGUCCAAGCAGAAAAUGACGGCAAGGAAGAGGCGGGCUGAAAAAGAAGCUAAGGAAGCAGAAGAGAGCAGAAAAGAACUGGGCCUCGGUGAUGGAGAAGAUGACUUGAAAGCGCUGAUUCAAAGCAGAAAUAAAGACCGAAAAAAGCAAAUGGAUGAUUUUUUGGCCCAAAUGGAAGCAAAAUACGGGAGUAAUGCUAAAAAGGGAGGAAAGAAGACUGCAGCCAAGAAAGGAAAGAAAUAAAGGACUGUGUAUGCUGAAGUGUCAGGUAUCAUUUCAGCUGGGAACACGUGGAUUUAGGAGAGUUUCAGAGUGUGUGUGCAUCAACUUGCUGUGACUGAGGAGCAUGGUGCAGAACGCAUCGCAAACAAGAAAGACAAAGCAUUCUAGUGCUACUGUUUAAAAUCCUUUGGGUGCUUUUUAAUUAAGGUCAAACCAAUUGUUGGCUAAUAGUUUUGUUACGGUAAGGAAGCGCUGAGAUGCCUGGGAUGGCUGCCUGUUUAUUCAGCCUGUGCUGAAUCACGUUCAGGACUGUCAGUACUGCUGAUGGUGAAACAACGUGAUUCCGCACCUCUGAGAGUUUUUGCCACUUGUUCCUGUGGCUUUUGAGUUAGAAACCUUAUCCUUUUGUUGUUCACACUUUUCUAACCAAUCUUGUGCAGUUCUUAGAGAUCUCUGCACUACAGCUCCACAGGUGUUUUUCAGAGAUUCCCCAGGUUUUAUAAAUACUUAUGAAAAUAGAAGAUUUAAUAAAUGAUUUUGCAGAACUUUGUGCUAUCUUGCUUUCCCCACACCCUCUAUGUUAUCUAAUCAUUCAAAACACACUGUUCAUGUUGGUACUUAUUUUUAUUGAAGUAAAUACUGCAUACUUUUUUAGCAGCUGAAAAGACAUCUGCACUGGUAAAUGUGCUGGUGUUAUGGAGUUAUAAGAAAGGGCCACUUAUUAUUUAUAAACCAAUCUUUCACAGUGGCAUGUAAGCAGAUGCCUUAAGAAAAUGAGACUGCAGGAAGUAUGUGAGUGACUUGGCAGUAAAUCUAACACCUUCUAACAUGCUGAUGUGAUGCAAUAAACUAAUAAACCCACAAAAUACAGUGGCUUUGUGUGUGUGUCUAGGACUGAUGAUGUCCCAUGAUGAGGACUUCCAAAGCCUAGCAACACACUGUUAUCUCAGUGGCAUCACACUCCUGCUAUAGGAUGAGAGGGAUUACUUCUGACUCCUGCUUUAGUGUGCUCUGUGUUAGUCAUCAGCUCUGUUAUUUCAGAAGUGCUCUUCUAAGAUGUGUAAGUAUACGUAACUUGGGUUUUUUUUAUUAUUAUUUCUGCUCUUUUAAAACUGCUUUAUGUAAUGGUUCAGGGUAUGAAUUUGAAAGGUUACUUGCUGUAGCUGAAAGAAAUGAGGCUGGCUUUAUUUAUGGAUCAUUCUUCAAAGGCCACAUGACAAACACCUACUUUUGAGUUGAAGGUCCCUACCACUUCAGUGAUAGAAUUCAGCUACUAUUUACUAGAGCUUCCUAAAGGGAAGCCAGAGGUAGAAUGGGAAACGAGUUCCCUUUUAGCUGCUUUAAACAGUUAUCCUGAUUCAGAAAGAGUUCAGUAGGUCACUGUGUUGAUUAACACACGGGACUUGAACGUAACUCUUGCUGUACAAAACAGAUAUCGAACAGUAUAGACAAAUCUCUCAACCAUUGGUAUAGAAAUCAAAAGUUACCUUAUGACCAGAUGGCUUUCAUUUCUUUAAUGCCUUGUUUCCUCCCCUAGGCUACAAAAUACUGAGUUAUGGUACUAGAAGUCUGUUCAAGUUUGUGUAGCUUUGUACUCUUAAGCACUAUGUUGGUCCCUGAGGAAUGGCACUGGUUUAAAGAGGAUGCUUAUCUCCAGAGAGCUUGAGACAACUAAAUGAUACACUGCACGGCGUUCUGCUAGUCUUAACCAUUAGAGAAACUGUGUUUUGAAACAGUUUAGUGAUCACUGGCUGCUUUUAGGCAUCCACUUACCUCUAUUCUACCUUACAGAGAUAUUGAUUGAGCCCAAAGCUGCUUUUUCCUCUGGAAAUGCAAAGGAAGGAGUCAACUUUCCAUUUGUAGACUUCUGCUUUGCUUUGUUUUCCAUUCUUUUUGAUCGGAGCAUGCUUGAAUCGCUGCAUGCUUUGAUCAAAAGAAGAACUUCAGUCUGGUUCAAAAAUCAUUAGUUGUUGUGUAGGUACUGCUAACACUUAGUAGAUUGCAUAGCUUACAGUGGAAAGUAGAGGAGCCACUUCAUAAAAAAAA